Molecule: messenger RNA, 573 nt
Organism: Abrus precatorius (Indian licorice)
Lineage: Eukaryota; Viridiplantae; Streptophyta; Magnoliopsida; Fabales; Fabaceae
Exons: 2
Coding region: 1-573 (190 amino acids)
Molecular function (GO): nucleic acid binding
Source: RefSeq, a predicted model, not a curated record
AUGGAUAUAGAUAAUGUGCCUCACAAUUGGAUGACCCCCAUUAUCCAAUACCUUACGUACAGCAACCUGCCAAAUAAUCCAGACUCGGCCAAGAAAAUAAGAAUGCAUGCAUCUAAAUAUCUCCUUCUCGGCAAAGACUUGUACAGAAGAAGGAUUUCAACACCUAUACUUAAAUGCCUUAACGACGACCAAGCAAACUAUGUCAUGAGGGAGAUUCAAGAAGGUAUCUGUGGUACCCAUUCGGGUGGACGAACCAUGGCGGCAAAAAUACUCAGAGUUGGGUACUAUUGGCCAACACUCUCCCAAGAUUGUCAUAUGUUUGUAAAGAAAUAUCGGCGAUUCAAUAAAUUUUUGGAAGGGCUUCAUAUCAAGCACAUGGUUAUGUCUGUGGAACACCCUCAAACUAAUGGUCAAUCUGAGGCCGCAAACAAAGUUAUCUUGCAUGAAUUAAAAAGAAGAUUAGGUUCGGCAAAAGGGAAGUGGGCAGAGAAACUGCCGAGGUGCUAUGGCUUAUCGGUGUACGCCGCAAACCACAACAAAAGAAACUCCUUUUUGGCUUAUCUAUGGUACUGA